CCAAGAUGGCAUACGCCCAUUUCUUCGCCUUCCACCACUCACUCUUCUCCCGUUCCUCAACAUCUUCCGGCACAGCCUCCUUGGGGAUCUGCAGAUUGACUACCGCAAACAGCAGUUGCCCCCAGGGCACGAGACUCUCGGCCGCCUGUUGGUGGGCAGUCAAAUGCACCACCAAUGAGGUCUUGUACGUUUUCAGUAUCAAGUGCAUCAUCGUCGGGAUCUCCUGCGCAGCACUCGGUGGGGUCUGCAGCAUCUGGUUUGCGAUGGAGACUAGGAAUCGAUGUACCCAUAAGAAAGCUAGUGGUAUCGAGACGCGCGAGGAAACGCACCGGAAAGCCCUAACGGCCUCCAACGAAGCCACACAUCCAGCAUGUACCUGCCUCACGUCCCCGCUUCCCAGCAGCGCCUUGAUCGUGUCCACCAGCCCUGGCCAUCGCGCAGGGAAGUCGUGUGCGAUCACGCCCUUGAGCGUGCUUGCCAGCUGGAGCGCGAUACUUCGCGACGGGGCGGCAGCGAGGAGGGGGAGGAGGUGGCUGCGGAGGGCAUCGCGAUCGGACGCGGCGAUGGUCGGUGCGUCCGGUCGCCGAGGGUUGGCGCCGGAUUCGGGCAGGGCGUAAGCGCUUUGCACGCGGUUUUUCAUCCAUACUGCACACGCUUGGCGGGUCGAUCUGGGGAUGUGAUGAGUGAGCGUAGGGUGCGAGUGGCACAGGGAAGGAGGCCAGGCGCGUCGAGAUCUCACGUACAUGUCGAUAUUGUCCGUUGCGAUGAUUUGCAGGAGGGCUGAAACCAUCCCCGUUUCAUUGCCGACCUGAAAUGAAGAGGUGGCAUGAGCAUAUCGUAGUAAGUCAAGGAAGAUGGGGGAGAUGAGGCUGGGAAUGGACGCCAACGACACGAAUAGAUGACUAGAUGGAGCGCGUAUAUGCAUACCUUGCGGAUAUCAAGCUCAGCAGCGCGGCGCUCAUUAGGAUUGCUGCUCAGCGUCGCGGUGUAGAGAUUCGAAAGCGUUUGAAGAUCCAUCGCUCUAUAGCGAAGAUUCACGAUCAGGAACAAGCGGGGUCAAAAGAACAGGAUGGCGCAACGCUACGUACCUGUUG
Molecule: messenger RNA, 1094 nt
Organism: Mycena citricolor
Lineage: Eukaryota; Fungi; Basidiomycota; Agaricomycetes; Agaricales; Mycenaceae
Source: the annotation of a GenBank genome assembly